AUGAAGUUCUCACCCCUAGUUACUCUACUUCCUGCCGUGUUACCAUUAGUGCAUGGUGCCCCUGCUCGCAGGGAUGCUCCCAAUCCCGGUCUACGAGGAAGCGACUCACUAGUUGGAUAUUCAACAUCUAACGAGGGUGGCAGCGACUCACCACCGGACAUUAAGUAUACUCUUCUUCCCGGGCAGAAGGAGGAUCCUAAAAUUGGGUCAUACCUUGAUUUUGAGAAAGCCGACAAUCCGCAGCCGAUUCGUGGUUCUACGGGUUCUGAUGAUCCCGGUCCGAGGAACUAUUACUAUGACAGAAUCAAUAGCGAUAAACUUGCACCUCCCGGAACUGACCACGGACAAACCAUCAAUGCACAGUGGCCAAUGGGAUUGAGUCACAACAGAUUUGGAAUCGAUGGAGCUGGUUGGGCUCGCCAAGAGAACACAAAUGUGAUGCCCGAUGCGACACUUAUGGCUGGCGUGAAUAUGCGCUUGUCACCCGCUGGUUACCGUGAACUUCACUGGCAUGUGGCCGCCGAAUGGUCCUUAGUGCUAAAUGGAUCAGCUCGAAUCCAGGCUGUGAACGAGAACGGAGAGACAUUUAUCGAUGACGUUGCUGCCGGCGAUGUUUGGUACUUCCCACCUGGCGUACCUCAUUCUAUUCAAGCCCUCGAUGCUGGAGUCGAGUUCCUUCUCGUGUUCGACGAUGGAGACUUCAGCGAGGAUAAUACAUUUCUCGCAACAGAGGUCUUCCUCCACACUCCGAGAGAGGUCCUCUCAAAGAACUUUGGUGUUGAUGUAUCAGCAUUUGACAAGAUCCCCGACGACGAACUUUACAUUUUCAAGGGCACACCCGCCCCAGCAGACAUCCAGAAACAGAAUGUGACGACAACUUCUGGCCUUGUACCUCGCGAUCAGAGCUAUUCAUAUCAUUUCUCGGAGCAGCCGGCCCACGAAGUCGCCGGCGGUUCAGUCAAGAUCGUUGACCCUCUCACUUUCCCCAUCGCAAAAAACUUCUCUGCCGCUGUUGUUACCGUUCAUCCGGGCGGCAUGCGCGAAAUCCACUGGCAUCCAACCAGUGACGAAUGGACAUUCUUUAUUUCGGGUCAGGGCCGAGCCACGCUUUUCACUGCCCCGAAUGCUGCGACUACAUUUGACUAUACUGCUGGCGAUGUUGGCUAUUUCCCAAAGUCCAGUAGCCACUAUGUUGAGAAUACCGGGGAUGAAAACUUGGUCUUUUUGGAGGUGCUCCAGGCUUCCGAAUUUACAGAUAUGGCACUUGGUCAAUGGAUCGCGUCUACGCCAAGACAAAUCAUUGCGGAUACACUGAACCUCAGUGAUGACAUGAUUAACAACCUCAAGACCGAGAAGCAAUUUGUUGUCGCUGGUCAUAGCAGUUAG
Molecule: messenger RNA, 1386 nt
Organism: Penicillium vulpinum
Lineage: Eukaryota; Fungi; Ascomycota; Eurotiomycetes; Eurotiales; Aspergillaceae
Product: putative oxalate decarboxylase
Exons: 8
Coding region: 1-1386 (461 amino acids)
Biological process (GO): oxalate metabolic process
Source: RefSeq, a predicted model, not a curated record